Molecule: messenger RNA, 2124 nt
Organism: Rotaria sordida
Lineage: Eukaryota; Metazoa; Rotifera; Eurotatoria; Philodinida; Philodinidae
Source: the annotation of a GenBank genome assembly
AUGUAUUUAGUUCUACUUAUCUUUUAUUCUAUUGGAAUCGUAGUUGGGAUUGGCAACAUUGCACUAUCUUUGCAAGUGAAGUCAAACCAAAAUGAACCAAGUUCAGAAGUGCCUCCGGAUAAUCUUGAUUGGCGAACCAAAGGUGUCGUAACACCAGUCCAGGAUUAUUCCACCUCUCCGCAUGUUGCUGCAGUUGUUAUGAUUGAAACCAUCGAGAGUCUUCAUGCAAUUACAACUGGAAAUCUACAACGCGGAAGUCUUGCUCGUGUAAUUGACUGUUGUAGCAAAGAUAUAAUUAGUUACGAAUGUAUACGACUCAUUGGUGGUAUAUGCACUUAUAACGACUAUCCUACCGUUCGUGGCAUCUGUAAAGUUGAUGAUUGUAAACCGUUUGCAUCGUUCGAUACACUUGAUCAUUUUCAAGAGCAAGACGAUAAUGCAUUGUUACCUUUUAUACAAAAAUCAACAUUACUUGUUGGCAUCGAUGCAUCUAAAAGGUCAUUUUCAGAUUAUGAGGGUGGUAUUUACAAAGAAAAGAAUUGUUCUCAAAGUAUUGCUACACAUGCUUUACAAUUAGUUGGCUAUGGAAAAUCAGAAAGCGGAGAACCAUAUUGGAUUGCCAGAAAUAGUUGGGGACAAGAUUGGGGUGAGAAUGGAUAUAUUCGAAUUCUUCGUGGAGAAAAUAUUUGUGGCAUUGGAUCACAAGUUUAUCAACCCAUAAUUUUGACAACAACAACAACAAAACAGUCCUAUUGCUCAAGUGCACGAAGAAAUUGUUCAAUUACAAAAAUUUAUUUUUCUUUAAUGACAACUAAUGUAAUAAAACAUUCAUCUGAUUGUGCUAAAUGUGCUAUUUGUCAAUGCCGUUGUUGUAUAAAUAAACGUACAAAAUGUUCACGAAUAAAAAAAUCUCUUAUUCAAUCAGAUAUACAAUUUAAUGAUCAUGAACGUCAUUGUUUACUUAUUCUCGUACGACAUGGAAUAAGUCAAGAUGAAGUUGAUAAACGUUUUUCUGGAUGGAAUGAUUGUGAUAUAUCAAAUAUUGGUAAACAACAAAUGCAUCGAACAGGUCAAGCACUUCGUCAAGCAAAUUUUUUCAUUGAUAUGUGUUUUACAAGUGUUCUUAAACGUGCAAUUAAAUCUUUAUUUAUUAUUCAAGAAGAAAUGAAUUAUUUAUGGUUACCUGUGUAUAAUAUAUGGCGACUUAAUGAUCGUAUGUUAGGUAGUCUUACUGGUUUUCAUCGUGAUAGAGCUGAAGCUUUAUUUGGUCAAAAUCAAAUUAAAGAAUGGCUCACACGAUCUGAAUCAGCACCUCCAUUACUUGAAGAAUCGAGCGUAUUACAUCCUCGAUUAAAUUAUAAAUAUCGUAAUAUCUCUUCGAUUGUUCCAUCGACAGAAACACUUACUGAUAUUCAAAAACGACUUUUACCAUUCUUUUAUGAUCAAUUAUUAAGUAAUUUAUAUCUUGGUAAAAAUAUUCUUCUUGUUACACAUGAAGAUACAUUAAAAGCAAUUAUUCGUCUUUUGAAUAAUUAUACUGUAGAUGAAUAUGUUAAUCAAGAAAUACCAAUUGGUAUACCUAUUGUAUUUGAAUAUUCAUUAAAUAGAAAUGAAUUAUUCAAUAGUUAUUAUCUUUCAUCAACAUUAUUCGAAAAUAAUACAGAUAAUCAACAUCAAUUAUUUCCAAUAGAAUUUGAUAAUAAAAAAUUAACACCAACAAAAGAUAUCAUUAAACAAUAUUCAUUAUCAAAUAUUAAUUCGAAAACAUCGAAAGAAAAACUAAAUAUUCACAAUAAAAAAGCUUCAAUUGAUACUAUCAAUACAUCCAUUAAUACAGAUAUUUCUGAUAUAAAUGAUUCCAGGAUAGUUGAUUCCCUGAAUGAUCAACAACAAGAUGAAAAAGAAUUUGAAUCUUCAAUACUACCAACAACUGAUGUUGCCUUGCAUGAAUCGGCCAUAUCUAUUCAAGCAAAUCAAAACGAUGAUAGAUUAAUUCGAGAUGGCAAUGCUUUUUCGGAUAAUGCUAAUGUUACUAUUUUAUCUAGUCGAAAAUCAGAUUAUAUAAGGAAGAAAGAUAAAAAAUGUUGUUCAUUUGUUUCUUCUAAAUUUAUACCAUCGAUCUGA